Magallana angulata is the source of this 3385-nucleotide messenger RNA. RefSeq names its product heat shock 70 kDa protein 12A-like. Gene Ontology annotation, molecular function: ATP-dependent protein folding chaperone; ATP binding. The transcript has 5 exons. The record is from RefSeq and is a predicted model, not a curated record. Lineage: Eukaryota; Metazoa; Mollusca; Bivalvia; Ostreida; Ostreidae. The coding region runs from base 137 to 1990 and encodes 617 amino acids.
UUUGAUACGUUGUUAUUUAAACUAAUAACUGCGCCUUAAUCUAACAAGUAUGUUUUCUGACAAACGGUGUAGCACAGACGAUUUUUCUGUUAUUUUGAUAAUCUAAACUACUAAAAACAGUGUAAGAAAACAGAUAAUGACCCACGAAAAACAGAAUCCCAAAAAAGGUGGCGAGCAAAAGAGGGAAAAAAUUGUCGUUGCCGCCAUUGAUUUUGGGUCGACCUACUCUGGGUACGCCUUUUCGUUUCGCGAUGAUUUCCAAACAAAUCCUUUGAAGAUCCACACCAACCACUGGUCAUCUGUACAGUCUGGUGGAAUAUCAUACAAAGCACCGACAACUGUUUUGUUAAAACCUGACCAGACAUUUCACAGCUUUGGUUACGACGCUGAAGAUAAAUACGCAGAGCUGUCUGAAGCAGAAGAACACCAAGAGUGGUACUACUUCAGUCGCUUCAAGAUGAAACUCAUGAAUGCACUGGAUAUAUCUAAAGAUCAAACAGGGAGUGAUCGUUUAUUUACUAAACUUGAGAGAAGUAUGGAGAUAGAAGACAUAGAUGGUAAAAAGAUGCCGUAUAUGGCUAUCAUAGCACAUGCCAUUCGAUAUCUUAAAGAACAUUUACUGCGCCAGUUAAACGACAAGAACAUUCUAGAAGGAGUGACAGCUGACGGUAUUUUCUGGGUAUUGACAGUUCCCGCUAUUUGGACAGACUCUGCAAAACAGUUUACAAGAGAAGCGGCAAAAGAGGCCGGAAUUCACGACGAUCAGCUAAUGCUAGCAUAUGAACCGGAAGCUGCCGCCCUGUACUGCCGCCUACUUCCGAUUGAUAGAUUUGAGAGUGGGGGAGAACAUCAGGAGCUAGUGCUUAAAACGUUUGAACGAGGGAAGAAAUUUAUGGUCAUCGACCUAGGGGGAGGAACCGUCGACUUCAGCGUACAGGAAACUACUGGUGUAGGGAAAAUGAAGUCAAUUCAUGACGUUUGCGGGGGACCGUGGGGUGGCGCUAAAGUUGAUGAGGAAUUUAUUCAAUUUCUUAUCAAACUUGUUGGAGCAGAUGUGUUCACUGAGUUUAAAGAUGAGUGUAGGUCUGAGUACUUGGAGUUGAUGCGAAUCCUAGAAAUCAAGAAAAAGCAAAUUGAUUAUAACUCUCAAAAUAAAAUUCCAUUCAGGAUACCAGUUUCUUUGUUUGAGAUCUUAAAAGAACACACAGGAUGCACCAUUACUGAUAUAAUAUCAAACUCUCCCUACGCCAAGUCUACAAACUACUUGCAAGAUAGAAUAAACUUUGAUGCGAGUUUGUUUAGAUCUUUUUUUAGAAGUUCGUUACAAGACAUAACAUCUCAUCUACGAGGUAUAUUGGAAGACCCAGUCUGUCAAGACUUGCUGGGAAUAGUAGUUGUUGGUGGUUAUGCAGACAGUCGUCUUGUCAUUGAUAGCCUUAAAGACGCUUUCCCUGGAAAACGAUUUGUCGUACCUACAGAAGCCGGUCUCGCUGUUGCUAAAGGCGCCGUUCUUUUUGGUCACGACCCAGAAAUCAUUUGCUCGCGUGUAUGUCGCUAUACAUAUGGGGAUGACAUAUGCAUCCCAUUUAUUGAGGAUAAACACCAAUUUAGUAAUUUAACCUUGAUAAACAAAAAGCGGUUUUGCAAAAACAUUUUUCAGAAGUUUUUUGAAAAGGGUGAAAAAGUUUUUCUUGGAGAAAAACGAUCCUUUACUUCUGAUUAUGAUUUCCGCGACGAAGGCAGAGCUUAUCAGCGGCAACAACCUUUGACCAUUAAAGUUUAUGUCUCAAAUCGGAAAACCCCUAAGUAUAUUGAUGAUGUCGGAUGCAGGGUGUUGGGUGAAAUAAUUGUAAAAUGUAAUAACAAAUCAAAACUUUGGCCUGAAACUUUCUCAUGUGAAAUACAAAUGGAAAUCGCCGGAACAGAAAUUCAAGUUACAGCAACUUUAAGUACUAAAGAGAAGGCAACCGCAAAGUUUGACUUUUUAUGAUUCUUCAAAUUCAAACAAUGUACUUAAAAUAUCAUUAGAAUUUACAGAAAAGUAUAACUUACAUUGGUAGUUAUUUUAAAGUUUCGAUAACUCAGAUAUCAAGACAAGGCACUUUGAUAAAAUUUCAAGAGAUCAAGAGUUCGAGCGAUUAAGUUUGAUUAAAUGCAGAAGGAAGGUGGAUGGAUAAGGCGUGUACAAUGCCUAUAUAAGGAUAAAUUUAAACUGGGGUAUACGUAUCAAAGUCUCCAAAUAGUGCCGUUUUAGAUUUUAAAUGCGUUUUCUGUUAAAGUGGGUUUGUGCUCCAUAUUUUUGUCAUAGUCUACAUGAGAUCUAAUGGAAAAUAAACCGAUUUCGAUCGACACAAACAUGGAGGUAUUAUUAACUAUUCAUUAAAAAUAUCAUUUUGUAUCCCAACAAAUGACCAUUUAAGAAAAAUGAUCCAAGUUCGUAAUUUCAUAGCCAAAUGCGCAUAGAGCAUUAAAAAAAACUCACUGACGGAAAUGGUUCAUUAGUUUAAGCUUCAGAUAUAAGGUACAUGUAAUCUUACGUUCAUGAUUAGGUUUUUUUAGGUUGUGGGUUCGAUACCACCAAAACAUCAGUCAAUAUAUUUUCCUAAUCCUUUGUUGAAAUAUUCAAACUGGGAAAGAAAUUGUGUCUAUGCAAACUUAUACUAUAACAUCGGAUAGAUUUAACUGGGAAAAAAUAAUUUGAAUUUGCAUCCUACAACUAUUCAUGAAUACAGAGUUGGGUUUUGAGUAGAUAGAUAUCGUAUAUACUUUUUAAUUGAUUCAGUUUCUUUUUUAAUGUCAAUUUUGUGUAAUUGUAUUUGCAAAUAAAAACCAGGUUUAGCUUCUCAAAUAUGUAUACCCUUUUAAAGAAGCCAGGGGUUGCGUCACCUAUAAAAAUCUUUAAAAAUCUCAGACGCGCUUGCGCCCAUGCAUUAAUGUUUCCCAGAGAAAUCAAGAAUUAUCUUGAAAGAAAGAUCGGGGAUCGAAAUAUCAAAGUCUAGAAACAAAUGAGGCCAUGUUUUUUCAAAAAAGUAAAUUGGUUUAGAAAUUGAAGUUCGAGACAUCGAGUGUUGUAAACAUGUACCGUUGUAUUGGCAUUUUUAUUUUCCCUGUUUUAAUUACUGGAAGGAACAAUUGUUUUCAAAAAAUCAUUAAGUUUGAUGACAAAUAUGUCCUUUUAUAAUGAAGUGUUUGCUUUGAUUUAUUUACUUCCAAAAACUUUGCAGUUGUGUGUUUUUAAUGACAUAUUAUUUCAUAAGUAAUGUUAAGUCUUUUCACUUGAAAUAAAUACAUGUAAUAAAAUUUGGAAUAACGUUUCGUUGUUAUUAUUCUCACCAACACAAUAGAUCUGAUACAUGUUUGUCAGUAUAAUUAACACUUAUUAAAC